GCCUAUAAUUUAUCCGAUUUGGAUGAGACUACUAACGCCCCAGCCAGCCAAACUCUGCCACUUUAUCCGCCACUUAACUCAACUUCCUCUUUGGCCUCAACUAUUAAUGAGGGCGACAAUGAUUUUGACGACGUUGGCGGUGAUCUCGGUGGAUUUGAGGAUUCUGAGUCGGGUGCUUUUCAAGGUCAACAGUAUAUCCACAGUGGUUACUCUCUUAAUGAGGGAGCGAUUGGACAGGAAGAAAGUAAAGAGGAGAGAUCUUGCAAAAUCUCUCUAGCUAACAGGCAACUAUCCGGCAGUGGUACAGAAAAUCUUCAGUCUGGACCCCGAAGCGGUGAAUUUCAGGACGGUUUUGGCUCGGAUGUAGGCACUCGAGACUCCAUGCCUUCUUGUACUCCAAGUGGCUCUAGUUACGGCGAAUCUGCCGCCUAUACUCGCGCCUCGUCUGCGAGCAAGUCUUCGUUGCGUCACCUCCACGGUAUAGGUGCUCCUCAGCAUAUGGCACCUCAUCGCUAUCAAGAUCAAAUUCCAUCUCAAGUUCAACUACAGCAUGAUCAGCAAUCUCAGCAGCAGUUGCAGUCCAAACCUCGUGUGAGUCCCGCACACAAUAUUUCCUUCACUGAGACGCAAGUCUGUCUAAGCACGCAAUUGGUUCACGCAUACAAUUGA
Molecule: messenger RNA, 669 nt
Organism: Protopolystoma xenopodis
Lineage: Eukaryota; Metazoa; Platyhelminthes; Monogenea; Polystomatidea; Polystomatidae
Source: the annotation of a GenBank genome assembly